Messenger RNA from Kalmanozyma brasiliensis GHG001, 1932 nucleotides. Its product is annotated as RNA recognition motif domain protein. NCBI's taxonomy places the organism in Eukaryota, Fungi, Basidiomycota, Ustilaginomycetes, Ustilaginales. The transcript has a single exon. The record is from RefSeq and is a predicted model, not a curated record. Gene Ontology annotation, cellular component: ribonucleoprotein complex. Gene Ontology annotation, molecular function: RNA binding. The coding region runs from base 1 to 1932 and encodes 643 amino acids.
AUGUCGUCCACCGAGUCUCCCGCUACCGCCCCCGCCGAGGCCGUCCCUGCCUCCAACGCCGCUCCCGCCGCCGAGCAGCAGGCUGCCGGCAACAACGAGCAGCGCAACAACGCCGAUGCUGCCAACAACAUCUCGCUCUACGUGGGUGAGCUCGACCCCUCGGUCACCGAGGCCAUGCUCUUCGAGAUCUUCAGCAUGAUCGGCCCCGUCGCCAGCAUCCGUGUCUGCCGUGACGCCGUCACCCGUCGCUCGCUCGGCUACGCCUACGUCAACUUUCUCAACGCUGCUGACGGUGAGCGCGCCAUGGAGCAGCUCAACUACUCGCUCAUCCGCAACCGCCCCUGCCGUAUCAUGUGGUCGCAGCGUGACCCCGCCCUCCGACGCACCGGUCAGGGCAACAUCUUCAUCAAGAACCUCGACGCCGCCAUCGACAACAAGGCCCUUCACGACACCUUUGCGGCCUUUGGCAACAUCCUCUCGUGCAAGGUUGCCACCAACGAGACUGGCUCGCUCGGUUACGGUUUCGUUCACUACGAGACCGCCGAGGCUGCUGAUGCCGCCAUCAAGCACGUCAACGGAAUGCUCUUGAACGACAAGAAGGUCUAUGUCGGCCAUCACAUUCCCCGCAAGGAGCGUCAAGCCAAGAUCGAGGAGUCGCGUGCCAACUUCACCAACAUCUACGCCAAGAACGUCGACCCCGAGGUCACCGACGACGAGUUCGAGAAGCUCUUCACCAAGUACGGCAAGAUCACCUCGUGCGUUCUCCAGCGCGACGAGGACGGCAAGUCCAAGGGCUUCGGUUUCGUCAACUUCGAGGACCACAACGAGGCCCAGAAGGCCGUCGACGAGCUUCACGACUUUGAGUUCAAGGGCCAGAAGCUCUUCGUCGCUCGUGCUCAGAAGAAGAGCGAGCGUGAGGAGGAGCUCCGCCGCUCGUACGAGGCAGCCAAGAACGAGAAGCUCGCCAAGUUCCAGGGCGUCAACCUCUACCUCAAGAACAUCCCCGAGUCGUACGACGACGAGCGUCUGCGUGAGGAGUUCGCCCCCUUCGGCACCAUCACCUCGUGCAAGAUCAUGCGCGCUACCUCGGGUGUCUCGCGUGGCUUCGGUUUCGUCUGCUACAAUGCCCCUGAGGAGGCCAACAAGGCUGUCUCGGAGAUGAACGGCAAGAUGCUCGACAACCGACCCCUCUACGUCGCUCUCGCCCAGCGCAAGGACGACCGUCGCCAGCAGCUCGAGGCUCAGAUCAUGCAGCGCAACCAGCUGCGUCUCCAGCAGCAAGCCGCCGCUCAGGGCAUGGGCUACCCCGGCCCCGGCAUGUACUACCCCCAGCCUGGUGCCUUCCCUGGCCAGCCCGGCGGUAUGAUGCCCCGCCCCCGCUACGCUCCUGCUGGCAUGAUGCCCCAGGGCAUGCCCAUGGCCCCUUACGGUCAGCCUGGCCAGUUCCCCGCUGGCAUGAUGCCCCAGGGCUACCGCCCUGCCCGCCCCCCUCGCGGUGCCCCCAACGCUGCCGGCGGCCCUGUCCCUCCCGCUGGUGCUCGCCCUCCCACCGGCGUCAACGGUGCUCCUCGCCCUGCUGGCCAGCCCGUUCCCGGUCAGCCCAUGCCCCGUGGCCCUGCCGCUCGUCCCGCCGGCCGUCCUGACGCUGGUCAGCCCGGUACCCUGACCGCUGCCGCCCUUGCCAAGGCCGGCCCCGAUGAGCAGAAGCAGAUGCUCGGUGAGGCCAUCUACCCCAAGGUCGCCGCCAGCCAGCCCGAGCUCGCCGGUAAGCUCACCGGUAUGAUCCUCGAGCUGCCCGUCACGGAGCUCCUCCACCUCCUUGAGGAGAGCGAGGCUCUGGACGCCAAGGUUAACGAGGCCCUCGAGGUUCUCAAGGAGUACCAGCAGAACGAGCCCGAGACUGAGGCCGAGGCCCCCAAGACCGAGGCCUAA